Aureobasidium musti is the source of this 1338-nucleotide messenger RNA. Lineage: Eukaryota; Fungi; Ascomycota; Dothideomycetes; Dothideales; Saccotheciaceae. The record is from the annotation of a GenBank genome assembly.
AUGGCUCAUGGAUCUCCAUCACCACACCAGUACCCUCUGGUCAAGCUGCCUCAUCCUUACCUCACAUCAUACCGUGUCAAUGCCGUUUCGUCCAACUUUCCUGCCAGACGAGUCUUGCACCUGGAGGAGCAACCUUCCAAAGGGAAGUCACCACCAGAAGCAUUACACUCGGACUCGUUGACGUGGCUGGAUCUGCACGCAACACCCAAAGAAUCACACCCUCCUCUGAACGAUAACAGUGACUGGGCUCGUGCAGUCCGUGGUCCGCAGACCGCCUUCAAAUGGCCUGACAGUACUGCUCCUACCCUUGGCCAGGUGUGGAACGUCGUCCAUGCCAUCUACCUCGCCUAUCCUAACACCGAGCACUUCCGCUUGACACUGCAAGGUGCAGAUCAACAAACACUAAACGACGAGUUGUUGGCCACUGGUCUCGCCGUUGAACAUCCCAGAGCAUGGCAUCUGCCAAAUCAAUCCAUUCCACGCAGCAAUGAACUCCUCGUCUUGCGCAGCUCCUUCUGGCAAGGUGCCGCAUCACCCACUGGUCCGCGUCCGAUCUGGGUACUCGGCGACGGUAUCGACUCGCACCUUCGUACUCCUCUGUCAAACUACCCAUUGAUGCCAGAGAACCACCACUUCACCAUGAAGUUCCCCAACGAGCGCGUCUACGCUCAGCAUCCCAUUCGUCGCCCCAAACCCGCUCCUCGAAGCAUCUGCUACUCGCGCUACAUUCCCGAAGUUGAUCAACACUUCUCCCUCGAAGUCGUCGAUUGGACAAGUGCCGAACACCUGAAUCUCUUCCACACAUGGCAAAAUGACCCCCGGGUUGCAAAAGGAUGGAAUGAAACAGGAGAUCUCGAACACCAUCGCAACUACCUCAGAAACUUGCACUACGAUCCUCACGUCUUGUGUCUGUUUGGUCGUUUCGACGAUACCAGGUUCAGCUACUACGAGCUGUAUUGGGCAAAGGAAGAUCACUAUGGCGCUCACUUUGAUGCUGGAGACUAUGAUCGCGGUCGUCAUUCUCUUGUUGGUGAUUCGUCCUUCCGUGGUGCUAAGCGAGUCAAUGCUUGGUACAGCAGUUGCAUUCACUACUGUUUCCUAGACGACCCUCGCACUGCUAAUGUUGUUGGCGAGCCCAAAGCUUCAGGAAGCAUUAUCUUAAGCUAUGAGCAAAGCCAGGGAUUGGCGAUUGGCAAGUACGUGGAUCUGGGACAUAAGAGGAGUGUGCAUAGUAUUGCUAGUAGAGAGAAAUGGUUCCAGCUAUGUCCCGUAUUUUGGGAUGGUAGGGAGAGGCCUUUGGAGAGUGCUGAUCGAGCUGCUUGGGCUGCCAAACUAUAG